Phragmites australis (common reed) is the source of this 2469-nucleotide messenger RNA. RefSeq names its product probable NOT transcription complex subunit VIP2. Gene Ontology annotation, biological process: regulation of DNA-templated transcription; nuclear-transcribed mRNA poly(A) tail shortening. The record is from RefSeq and is a predicted model, not a curated record. Gene Ontology annotation, cellular component: CCR4-NOT core complex; P-body. The transcript has 16 exons. The coding region runs from base 240 to 2141 and encodes 633 amino acids. NCBI's taxonomy places the organism in Eukaryota, Viridiplantae, Streptophyta, Magnoliopsida, Poales, Poaceae.
ACGCCACCCCACUUCCACCCAUUUCCCCAGUAGCCCGGCCGCCGCCGCUGCCUCCCACUCGUCGUCGUCAUCUCUCUGACUCUCUCCACUCUCCAGUCUCCACCGCGACCGCCUCGAUUUGACGCGGGGAGAUACGCGCCCGCGCGCUGCCCUCUCCCGAUUGGAUUAGCAAUACCAUGCCAUUAGGUGAAUAAUACUUGGUUUUCUCUUGGCUUGUUCGUUCUUUGGGCAUCAUCAAAAUGUCAGGACCAUUGAAUUCAAACAUUAGUGGGGCCUCCUCAAAUCUUCGAGAUUCAACAGGAAAGUCAUUUACAUCAUCUUUUUCUGGUCAAUCUGGAUCGCUUCCAGGUUUCCAUCACUCAGGUGCACACAACAUUCAUGGAAAUCUCAAUCUUUCAAAUAUGUCUGGAUCACUAGCACCAAGAAAUGCUUCAAUGACUGGUCUUCUGUCACCAGGUGUUCAACAACCUGGUGGUAAUAUUUCCAGUGGCCGGUUCCCCUCAAACAACCUUCAAGCUUCCGUGUCUCAGAUUCCUCAUGGGCAUUCUGGGAUCAGCAACAGAGGAGGUAUGAAUGUUGCGGGAAGUCCUGUAUUUAGUGGUAGCAUGAAUGCUAUUGGUGGUUCAAUACAAGGUUUAUCUUCAAACUUGGCUAAUGUGGGUAACCGCAAUUCUGCUCCUGGGUUGGCAGCUUCUCCAGUUUUGGGGAAUUUAGGGCCACGAAUAACAAAUUCGGGGAAUAUUGUGGGUGGGAGCAGUAUUGGGAGAAGUAUAAGCUCUGCAGGUCUGUCUAUGCCUGGUAUUGUGUCUCGCUUGAAUUUGAGUGGCAACUCUGGAAAUGAGGCUAUUAAUAUUCAAGGAUCCAACCGAAUGAGUAGUAUGCUUCAACAAGCAUCACCACAGUUUAUGAACAUGCUUGGAAACUCUUACCCAACACCUGGAGGAUCACUAUCUCAUAACCAAGUGCAGGCAGGAAACAGUUCUUUAGGUUCUUCCGGAAUGCUACAUGAUGGAAGCUCCUGUGACACUUCUCCAUUUGAUAUAAGUGAUUUUCCUGAAUUAACAGGGCGCCCUAAUUCUGCCGGCGGUGGUCAAGGGCAAUAUGGGUCACUGCGAAAGCAUGGAGUAAGUGUUAAUUCCAUUGUGCAACAAAAUCAGGAAUUCAGCAUUCAGAAUGAAGAUUUUCCAGCUUUACCAGGAUAUAAAGGUAGUUCCUCAGAUUAUGCUAUGGAUAUGCAUCACAAGGACCACCUUCAUGAGAAUGUAAAUAUUAUGCAAGCACAGCAUUAUCCUAUGUCUAGAUCAUCUGGCUUCAACUUGGGAGGCAGCUAUCUGCCCCGUCAACAACAUCCGCAGAGUGCUAAUUCAGUUCAAAAUACCAGGCUGGAAAAUAUUGGCCUAAGGCCAGCCAAUUCUCCGAGUCCAUCUAAUUCGGGAGUUUAUGAGCAACUUCGCCAGCAGUACCAUCAACCACAGACUCAAAAUUCACUUAGGUUGCAGGCUUCUUCAGGCCCACAACAAUACAAGGAUCAGAGUCUAAAAUCUGUUCAGGGAACACAAACUGUGCCGGAUCCAUAUAGUUUACUUGGAUUGUUGAGUUUAAUAAGACUGAAAGAACCUGGACCAACAUCUCUUGCAUUAGGGAUUGAUUUGACAACAUUAGGGUUGAAUUUGAACUCCCAAGAUAAUCUUUACAAGACGUUUGGCUCUCCAUGGUCAAAUGAGCCGGCUAAAGGAGAACCUGAUUACCAGAUUCCGGCUUGUUUCUCUGCUAGGCCACCUCCAGCAUUGCAACCAUUACAUUUUCAGAAGUUUCACCCCUUGACACUAUUCUACAUCUUCUACAGUAUGCCUAAGGAUGUCGCUCAGUUGUAUGCUGCUAACGAACUAAAAUUGCUGCUCCAUUUUUUCAGAUACAAUAAAGGGUGGUUUUACCACAAAGAGUACCGAGUCUGGCUUACAAGAGUUCCCAAUGUGGCGCCUCUUGUCAAAAAUCCACUUCAUGAACGAGGGGCCUACAUUUGUUUUGAUCCAAACAUCUGGGACACGAUUCAUAAGGACAACUUUGUUCUCCAUUAUGAAGCAGUAGAGAAGAGACCUGUCCUUCCUUCUGCCGCGCAAAAUGUUAGAAGAGAAAUAUAAGGUAGGGUUUCAAGUCCCACUAAUCUUGGAUACCCGUGCUAAAUGGUUCUCCUUCAUUUGAAGUUUCUUGGGUUAGAUCUGUAGCUGUUAUUAUAGAUGGAAUGGUUUCAUACAAAAUGAUUCUGACAUACAAUCUGUUCUGGAAAAUGGAGCUCCUUUGUUGGUCGGCAGGCCUGUUGGCAGUUGUAGACAUGCAGCUGAGAUCAGUGCGCUGCAUAAUUCGUUGGCUGUAAUCAGUAGGGCUGUUGUAAUUAUGGUUUCUCCGUGAUGACUGUAAAUGUUUUGAUCUUUUGACUUGCAUGAAACUUAAGAAUUUUGAUUUGGAAUC